This is a messenger RNA of Saccostrea echinata, 644 nucleotides long. RefSeq lists its product as uncharacterized. The transcript is spliced from 4 exons. The record is from RefSeq and is a predicted model, not a curated record. Bases 258 to 572 code for a protein of 104 amino acids. NCBI's taxonomy places the organism in Eukaryota, Metazoa, Mollusca, Bivalvia, Ostreida, Ostreidae.
AAAAUAUAAAUUAUUGUGAAUGGACCCCUCAUCUCGUUGAUCAACUUGGCGUUCGCUUUUUCCAGGAGGAGGUAUUGAAAAUUAUAUUAAAUAGAUGGUGCUUACUUCGUCUCUCAAGCGAUUCUGUUACAAAUGUAGAUAAUCUAGUAAGUGCCUGUGAUUUUGAAUUUGAUUACGAGUCGAUAGAGGACAUUUCCGAGAGAAAGGGCACAUAUGAGAAAUUGAGGAAAAAAUGGAGUCCAGAUGAAAAUCAGAUAAUGACGAUGAGGUUAAACGAAAAAGAAGGGAUAGUAAAUAUGCAAUGGUUGACUGUAAAACUACAUGAAAUUAGCUUUUAUCUACACAGUAUUAUCGCAGAAAGGCCCCAGAAAGCAGUGUCAGAAUGGAAAUACCAGGCCUUGUUUGAAAAGUUGCUUCAACUAUUUUGCUUUGAUACUUUAAGCCAACCAUUUAUUGGGACAGAGAAGGCACUAAUAAUAGGUCACACCAUUUCAUCCAAAGCUGACAUUAUCUGUUCUCGAUUAGACACCAGAUCUGAAAGUCCUAUUAUAUGUGUCUGUGAGGUAAAGUGAUAUUGUCAGAGACUUUUCAACGCAGGGAAAAAUUAUAUGCUCAUCAACAGUCCAAUCCAUCAUGAAAAAAAU